UCCAAUAGUUACGAAGCAACAAUCGCCGAAACUUGCCGGCUAGUGGAAGUGAAAAGUCUGCAGCAUCAAAGCAAAAAAGAGUUGGUUCCCGAACGAAAAGUGAGCGUGUCCUCAGGUGAAAGGUUAAGCCUCGCCGCGUGCUGGUUAAUGGUGAUUUUUCGGUGAACAAAAACCCUCAAAAUGGCUUACGCACUGUUGCGGAACUACAUUCGGCCCACGGCCACUUUGUUCGAGCGACAACUCGGAGCAAUGUCGUUGGCGGCCAUCACAACAGAAACUGCGACUGCGAUUGAAAAGGCCAGACCCAGCAGCUACCUGCCGAAGGACGACCAAAUGAGGCGAGCCUUCGCCUCGACGGCAGUCCGCAAUUACUCGAAGAAAACGGCCGCUCCGGAACGGGCCUACAAUUCGGAUUCCGACUCGGAUUCGGACGAUGAACGUGAAGCAGCACCGCGUCGCCAACGCAAGCAACGGGUCUUGCUCUCUUCGAGUGGAAAUGUGGGUAACUCGGACUUUUGGCGCCGCAAGAUGCGCACCCUGCACGGACUACUAGACGUUAACAAGGAUGGUGUCAUUUCGUACGAUGAUUUUGUGCUUCUGACAGAAAAGUUUGCUUCCCUGGGUCACUUGGACACCAAAGCGAAGGAUGAAUUCCGUGCCAUAAUGAGAACCACCUGGGAACAGCAGUGGGGAGAGAUAACGCCCUACAACCUAGUCACGGUCGAGCAGUACCUGACCGAGAUGCACCACGUCGUGAAUGAUAGGGAUCUGAAGAAGAAGGUCCACCGUUUUCUGCCGUACCUGUACAAGGCAGUCGACAAGGAUCGGUCGGGGUCGAUCUCGUUGCACGAGUUUAAACUGUUCUUCCGCUGUCUCGGGCUGACGGAGGAAGAUGCUGCGGUUUCGUUUGCGGUGAUCGACAAGAACGGUGACGGACAGAUCACGCUCGAUGAGUUCGUCAAGCUGGGCAAGGAUUUUUUCGUCAGCGAAAAGGAAACGCACGUAUCCCGGUUGUUCUGGGGCCCGCUGGUCGAUCACUAAACGUCUGAGGGUCGCAGCCGACGAAGACCAGUUCACCGUGCAUGACAUUCAAUAGUUUAUCCGACGCGCUGGAGACGCAGAGCGCGUGUAGCGAUAGGGCUUUUUUGGAACGAAAGUUUGAUUGAGUGAAAUGAUCACUUUGGGACCUUAGAGCUGUCCGUCUUACAGUUACGUGACACACCGAUUUGUAGGGGCAUAUAGAGAUGAUCGCGAUCCGUUUUUAUAAUGUUUUUUUUUUUCUAUGGCGUGACAAAACGUAAACUCGAAUGCUAUCGCCGCCGCGGGCCUGAGAAACGGGUGGAACAUAAUUGGACAAAAUGUAAGCAGCAUUUGUGAUA
Molecule: messenger RNA, 1379 nt
Organism: Anopheles cruzii
Lineage: Eukaryota; Metazoa; Arthropoda; Insecta; Diptera; Culicidae
Gene: CBP
Product: sarcoplasmic calcium-binding protein
Exons: 6
Coding region: 181-1041 (286 amino acids)
Biological process (GO): calcium import into the mitochondrion; mitochondrial calcium ion homeostasis
Cellular component (GO): uniplex complex
Molecular function (GO): calcium ion binding
Source: RefSeq, a predicted model, not a curated record